UGUUAACUUAGUGUGAGUGCCUUACACUAAUGCAUUACAUUGGUUUCACUACCCAGAGCUGUAUUUAUCAGAUGCUGAGCGAUUGGGUUUAUCUAGACUCUUAUUUGUCGUGGCUUGUGCAGGUUUUGCAGUAUCUAUCCUUGAAAGCUGGUAGUACCUUAAUGUUAUUAAAUCGUUCUAGAGUAGUGUCUCAUCUGUACUGAUGACUAUCCAACAGCUUGAGCACCUUGUGCACUUCAAUUUAAAAUGAAAGAUGAAAUUGCUGCCACGGUCUUCUUCAUCACGAGGCUGGUGAAAAGGGAAGAUAAGCUGAGCAAGCAUAAAAUGGAGAAAUUUUCAGCUAAGCUAACAACAAUCCUGUUUGAGAAGUAUAAGAAUCACUGGUACUUGGACAACCCAUCUAGAGGACAAGCCUUUAGGUGUAUAAGGAUAAACAAACAUCAGACAAAAGAUCCACUGCUGGAGCAAGCUUGUGUGGAGAGUAACGUGGACUUCAAUAAGCUUGGUUUGCCGAAGGAGAUGACGCUCUGGGUGGACCCGUUUGAGGUUUGUUGCAGAUACGGGGAGAAGAACCGGCCCUUCACGAUUGCCCACUUUGAAGGCGAGGAGAACCCAGAGCUUUCCCAGCAGAUCAGGUAUGCUGUUGAGAGAGCAGCACUAGACUAUCAUUCUGGCAUUUCUUCGGAUGAGGAGAGCUUCAACAAGGAGCCCAAAGCUAUCCCUACUGUCAGCAAUCCUAACAGCGUCUACCAGUUCAGUGACUACUGCAAGGCACCCAUACAGCCCUGGUCUCAGUAUCUUCAUAGGAAGACCUAUAUGACCGAUGUCUCAUACUAUGCCCAGCACAGGGAUUACAAAGUCUACGGGCCAACAGCUGCUUUCGCAGGACCACGUGUCGAUAGAUACCACUGGAUCAAUACCAAGCGGUAGAUCUGUGGCUGCACGUGUUGUAGGCUCUUGAAACACUGAGCUGUGCUAUGGGAUGACGGCUGGCACUACGCAGUUUUUUCAUAAAAACAGAAAGAGCUUCCUGUCUAAUCCCUGUAUCUCUGUGCAUCUG
This is a messenger RNA of Athene cunicularia (burrowing owl), 1060 nucleotides long. It is a transcript of the gene BTG4, whose product is annotated as BTG anti-proliferation factor 4. Gene Ontology annotation, cellular component: cytoplasm; nucleus. The record is from RefSeq and is a predicted model, not a curated record. Lineage: Eukaryota; Metazoa; Chordata; Aves; Strigiformes; Strigidae. Gene Ontology annotation, biological process: negative regulation of cell population proliferation; negative regulation of mitotic cell cycle. Bases 247 to 930 code for a protein of 227 amino acids. The transcript has 4 exons.